AUGCUGUGCAUAGGCUACGGACGUUUUCCGCCCAACAGUCUCUCCGAGGCCUGGAUGACGGCUAUCAGCAUGAUGGCCGGAGCUACCUGCUACGCCCUCGUUGUUGGCCACGUAGCUGCCCUAAUUCAAUCCUUUGACGUAUCUAAACGACGCUACAGGGACAAGGUAAGUAACUGUUUCUGCGUAGUGUUGAUCUUCCCCGACGACGAGUAA
This is a messenger RNA of Mesocestoides corti, 213 nucleotides long. Lineage: Eukaryota; Metazoa; Platyhelminthes; Cestoda; Cyclophyllidea; Mesocestoididae. The record is from the annotation of a GenBank genome assembly.